Molecule: messenger RNA, 492 nt
Organism: Suillus paluster
Lineage: Eukaryota; Fungi; Basidiomycota; Agaricomycetes; Boletales; Suillaceae
Exons: 8
Coding region: 1-492 (163 amino acids)
Source: RefSeq, a predicted model, not a curated record
AUGGUUUUGGUGAAGCGACAAAUAUCCGUAAAUCCAUCCUUUCGACCUCUUUUUACGGUAGACUUGGGCGAAGAAUGCAACAUGAUCAAGCUCAAGCUACCUGCGCAACUGAAAACUUUCAAAUUCACUUUUGAGUGCAGAAGACCAGGACCCAUAACUGUUGAAAUUUCAAUGCGCAAGCCUCUCAAGCGAUCGAGGUCACAGCCUAAUUCGCGGAUGGAUCAGGUGUUGGACCCCUUUGAUGAGGCUGGGGUGCGAGUGAGGGUGAUUCGCUGUAUGGAAACAUGUUUCACACAACCACUAGGACUCGUCAAGAUAAGAGCAAAGGAUGAGAUUGAGAGUGAACGUCUCUGUCUACACAAGGGUAUAGGGCGUCUUAUCAACCAAUCAACUACAAGGAAGGGGAAAGGGUCCAUAGGGGUAUCGGUGAUUAAGCAGGGUUCUCAGGGUACUGCUUCUAUUCAGGGUGAAUGGAGAUUAAGAAGGGUGUGA